AUGUGGUUAUCACGUGACGUUCUUCAACAUGCGCUUCGGUUCUUUGUGUUGUUGCCUGUGAAGAGUGCUAGAACUCCAGACAUUAAGGAGUUAUUCGGACCAAAAUUGUCCCCCGGCGCCGAAAUCAUAUUGCGGUCUGAUGUCAAUUGGACACAGAAAGUACAACAAAGAUGGUCGGCAUAUUUGGCACCAGACUAUAUGGGAGCCGUGAAAGCUGCCACUGUGGAAGACGUUCAAAAUACGGUAAAAACUGCGACAGCGCAUAGUAUAUCUUUCGUUGCCAUUGGCGCCGGACACGGAAGUGCCUCAACGCUAUCUGGCAUCAACAGCGGCAUUCAAAUUGACCUUGGAAACUUCAGAUAUGCGAAACUUAACAAGAGAAAGGAUUUGGUGACCGUGGGAGGUGGAACUAAGUUUGAGCAAGUUUGGGAUACUUUGUAUCCGGCUGGAAAAGAAUUUCCAACUGGAGCUGCUCCUUGCGUUGGUACUUUAGGCCCAACUCUAGGCGGUGGUAUUGGAACCCUCCAAGGUCUACGAGGGCUGACCUUGGACUCCCUCGUCUCUGUCCAGAUAGUUACAGCUAAGGGUGAACUGAUCACAGCUUCAAAGAAGAAGAAUGCAGAGCUUUUCUGGGGUAUUCGUGGCGCAGGAUAUAAUUUCGGCAUUGUGACAGAGGCUACUUACAAAGUUUAUGAUGCGACGAAUGGCGGACAGGUCAUGAAUGGGGAUUUCAAGUUUCCUGCCAGCGCAAACCGUUCAUUUUUCGAAAUCAUGGAGAGGUUCGACAAUACUCUUCCCGCGGAACUUAGCUUCUCGACUAUUAUUUCGUUCGAUAGAGCGAUCAAUGAGUUGGUACUCUCCGUCAAUGUCAAUUACUAUGGACCCAUGGAUGAUGCUCUUCCAUAUUUAGCAACCCUCUUUGCUCUAAACCCUCUUGAAUCAAAAUUCGUCAUGGUACCAUGGAACAAGCUAUACACCGUACUGUUCUUUGGCAAAGACUCAAUGAUGUGUCUGCGCAAUCUACAUCUCUAUACUUCCGGUGGCGGUCUCAAGCAAACGAAUGUUGCAAAUUUCGAAUCCUACUUCGAAGACUUGAACCAGUUUUUUCGCGAAAAUACGGAGGUUGGCGGCGCUUUUGUUGUGUCGAGGUUUUCAAAUGAUGCCGUAGUGGCGGUGGAAAAUGAUGAGACGGCGUACGGAAGAAGACAUCGAGAAAUCAAGACUCAUCUGAUUUUUAUAGAUGUGUAUCCUGACGACCCUGCCCUGGAUACAAUCGUUGAUAAUUUCACGAAAUACUCCGUCGACAAAUUGCACCAAACUAGCGGGUUUGACGACCUAACGACAUACGUCAAUUAUGCGAAUGGUGAUGAAGGGCCUGAAGUGUGGUAUGAUGUCGAUAAGUUGGAACGCUUGGCUGCUUUGAAGAGAAAAUGGGAUCCUGAAGAGAGGUUCAGCUUCUAUCAGCCCGUGCCACUAUAUUGGCCUCCUGUAACUCAACCCAUGCCAAGUAACGAAGACCUGUAA
Glarea lozoyensis ATCC 20868 is the source of this 1524-nucleotide messenger RNA. RefSeq names its product FAD-binding protein. The transcript has 5 exons. Gene Ontology annotation, molecular function: FAD binding; oxidoreductase activity. Bases 1 to 1524 code for a protein of 507 amino acids. NCBI's taxonomy places the organism in Eukaryota, Fungi, Ascomycota, Leotiomycetes, Helotiales, Helotiaceae. The record is from RefSeq and is a predicted model, not a curated record.